UGAUUGAGCUCAUUCAUCUCUCUACUGCAAUAUAAGUCGAGGAUAAGAUCAAGGAACGAAAUUAAUGCCAAAUCUUGCAGUGCACUAAAAACAAGACAUGGUGAGUAAGCAAAGAGGGCGAGAGUCAUAAGAUUUGCCUCCAAAAAAUUUUCAUUGCCCCGAAAAAACAUCCAAUCCCGCUUUCAAUUUUGGCAUCAAAAUUUUUUGAACCCCGCCUUUCCCAUUUCCCCGCCCUAUUGGCUUCCUUUCCCCUUCAUCAAUCCCUAAAAUCACACUCGGUUUGCACUCAAAAUCACCCUCCUUUAUUUCUAGGGUUUAAUUACUCUGUUUUCUACUCUUUUUCUCUGUUCGAUUUCUUAGCUCCCAUGGCCAGCGAAACCCUAGAGGAGAAGAAAUCUGAGGGGGAAGCUCCUGUCCAGGAGAAAGAGGAGUCCAAACCCGAAGAAGAAAGGGAGCAACCCAAGGAUACUCAGAUGAGAGAGGACGAAGGGAAUUCGGAAGCUCAGGGAAAUGAAAAUGAAGAGUCGGGAGAUAAACAAGUUGAAGAGAUACAAAAAGAUGAGGUGAAAGUGGAGGUACCUAAAGAGGAGAAGGAAGAGGAUGCACAGGAGGAAGAGCAGGAGCAGGAAGCAGAACGGACAAGGAAACUUAAGCGAGGUGGCCCAAGGCGCUCUGGGAAGAAAGAGAAGAAUCAGACUAAAGAAUCAAUACAGAAGAAAGAGAAAGAGCCUGUGACUCCCAGCAGUGAGAGGCCUACAAGGGAGAGAAAAACUGUAGAAAGGUACUCUGCACCUGAGCCUGGUAGAUCAGGGAGCAAGCCUGUGUCCAUUGAGAAGGGACGUGGGACACAGCUAAAGGAUAUUCCCAAUGUGGCUUUCAAGUUGUCCAAGAGAAAACCUGAUGACAAUCUGCAGAUGCUUCACACAAUACUUUUUGGAAAGAAAGCAAAGGCACACAAUUUGAAGAAAAACAUAGGCCAGUUUUCGGGAUAUGUGUGGGCUGAGAAUGAGGAAAAACAGAAAGCAAAAGUAAGGGAGAAGCUUGACAGGUGUUUUAAAGAAAAGUUGGUUGAUUUUUGUGAUGUGCUCAAUAUUCCAAUAAGUAAGACUGUUGUGAAAAAGGAAGAACUCACUGUAAAAUUAUUGGAGUUCUUGGAAUCACCACAUGCUACUACUGAUGUUUUGCUUGCUGAUAAGGAACAGAAAGGUAAGAAGCGUAAGGUCACAAUGGGCAAAAAUGCAACUCCUGGAGAAGCAUCAGUUACACCAGCUAAGAAACAAAGGCGUACAUCCCAAACUAGAGAAAAACUGAAGCAAUCAUCAAAAGGUGAUGAUGAUGAGGAUGAAGAUAAAGUUGAAUCCCCAGAUGCUAAGGAUGCUAAAAAUGACUCUCAAGAUGAUGACUGUGAUGAAAAUGAGACAAUGCCAAAAGAGGAGAGUGAUCAUGAGGAGAGCAAAUCAGGGGAAGAGGAAGAUGAACCAAAGGAGCAGAUGUCAACUCCAAAGGCAUCCAAAAAAAAUGAGAAGGAAAGUUCAGGGGCUAAAAGCAAGGACAAACUCACACCUGGCAAGAAGAGCACCCAGGCAAAACCAAUAAAAAGUCCUUCAAAAUCUACCAAAAAAUCAUCAAAGCAAGGUGCUGCAGACACUGAUGGAACUUCUUUUUCACAAUCCAAAUCAAAGGGAUCUACAUCAAAGAAACAGAAAGUUGAAAAGGAAAGUCCAACAGAUCGAAGUGCUCCCAGCAAGAACAAGGGCUCAAGCAAGAAACUGUUAGGCAAGUUGCCAUCAAACGCUUCUGCAAAGGACCAAGGUAAAGCCAAAUCUGGCAGGAAGGCUAAGGCAGAACCCAGUAGAGAGGAUAUGCAUGCGGUUGUAGUAGAUAUUCUGAAGGAAGUAGAUUUCAAUACUGCAACUUUAUCAGAUAUUCUCAGACAACUUGGUACCCACUUUAAUGUAGAUCUUAUGCAUAGAAAAGCAGAAGUAAAAGAUAUUAUUACGGAGGUGAUAAACAAUAUGUCUGAUGAGGAAGAAGGGGAGGAAGCUGAGGACAAUGCUGAGGCUGGUGAUGAUGUGGACAAGGAUGGAGAUGGGGAUGAUGAUGAUGCUUAGUCUUUUUCAGUGUGAUGAUUAACUUGAUCAUUGAAGAACAGAAGGUAUGCCACUCCAGGGAGCCAUCUCCAUGGAGGGGUUUUCAACAGUUGUAGUUGAUGACAAACCAAUCACUGCAAAUAUGGAACGAAUGACUAUUUCCUUAUGAAAGUACACCACAGGUUUUGUACCAUAUGCAUUAGGAACUCUUUUCUUUGUACAAGUAGUGUUGAGCUGACCUUACUUUUUAGUAGUUUCUGUCCCAGGUCUGUUUUCCUCUCAAAAUCCCUUCAUCUUCUCAUUAAAUUUGUCUUUAAGAUGUAUUUAUUGACUGUUCCUCUACAAAUGAGCAGUGAAUGAUUAUCUUUAUUUAAUUGAAUGGCAACUCUAAUGUUGAUUUGCUAGAA
Hevea brasiliensis (rubber tree) is the source of this 2497-nucleotide messenger RNA. RefSeq names its product DEK domain-containing chromatin-associated protein 1. The coding region runs from base 366 to 2111 and encodes 581 amino acids. Gene Ontology annotation, biological process: regulation of double-strand break repair; chromatin organization. The record is from RefSeq and is a predicted model, not a curated record. Gene Ontology annotation, molecular function: histone binding; DNA binding. NCBI's taxonomy places the organism in Eukaryota, Viridiplantae, Streptophyta, Magnoliopsida, Malpighiales, Euphorbiaceae. Gene Ontology annotation, cellular component: nucleus. The transcript has 11 exons.